AUGGCGGCACGGUGGAUCUCGACCCUUGCCGGCGGGAGGGUUCUGUUUUCAGUUGUUCCUUGGCGUUUUGUUAGACUUCGUGUCCUGCUUAUGAAGAUGAGACGACGACGGCUCCCUGAAGAUGGAAUAAGGUUCUCCCCGCCUUGCCCCCUUUUGCCUGAUGCCAAGAUUGUCCCGGUUGCUCCCAUGUCUGAUCGUAGCGGCCAGCGGCAAUGCCGCCGAGGCGUCUCGGGCGACGUGGAGCUCGACGCGGCCAUGGCACUGGCCAACAUGGCCGGCGUUUCGGGGCCAGCAGCUCUUCCCGCCGUGCACCCGGCGGCGCCGCAGCAUGGAGGCAGCCGUGAGGAGGAGGAGGAGGAGCUGGCGAGCACGAGGCUGAGCCUGGAGCUGGGCAAGGUCGGCAUCCAGGCGUCGUGCUCCAGCAGCUCCAGCGCCGGGUGUCCCUCGCAGCAGGCGCGGGUGGCCGUGGCGGCUCCAGGUGGAGGCGGCUACGGCCCAAGGCCCCGGCAUACGCUCACCGAGGCUGAGAAGGAGGCAAAGCGGCUGCGGCGCGUGCUCGCGAACCGGGAGUCUGCGCGCCAAACCAUACUCCGCCGUCAGGCGAUCCGAGACGAACUGGCGAGGAAAGUUGCGGACUUGUCGUCACAAAACGAGAGCAUGAAGAAGGUUAUUGCGAAGACGGCAGAGAAGGCGCCGCCGCCGGUGCCGCUCCAUGAGACGACGAGCGGGGGCGCCAGCCAGGGUACCGGCGGAGGAACGGCCGAGGAGGACACCGACGACGACCCGUGCUCGCUCACGCUGGGGCUUGAUGUCGACAGGAAGUGUGCGACGAGCGCCGAGAGCGGCGGCAGCCGUGCUGUGGCGGGCGAGAGGGAGAGGGCGGUGAUGGCGGCGGAGGCGAGAAAGAGGAGGAAGGAGCUGACGAAGAUGAAGCAGACGCAUCUCGGCGGCCGUCCUGGAGACGAGUAGGUCUCUGGCGCCAUUGACGGGGGGUGACACUAUUGUUUUUUUUUUGUUUCUAGCUGGUCGUUUCAUUUUGGUUGUUAUAAGUUGUUUUAUCUGGUUUUGUUUGGCCUUUUGCUCGUCCAAAUGAUUUCAGUUUUCAAAUUAUUUUGUGGUGCAAUCUGUAUACAAAAGAUUAGUAGGUUUGAUGACGUGCAACAAGAGUCAUGUACU
Molecule: messenger RNA, 1176 nt
Organism: Triticum dicoccoides
Lineage: Eukaryota; Viridiplantae; Streptophyta; Magnoliopsida; Poales; Poaceae
Product: G-box-binding factor 1-like
Exons: 7
Coding region: 1-969 (322 amino acids)
Biological process (GO): regulation of DNA-templated transcription
Cellular component (GO): nucleus
Molecular function (GO): DNA-binding transcription factor activity; sequence-specific DNA binding
Source: RefSeq, a predicted model, not a curated record